This is a messenger RNA of Pocillopora verrucosa, 7904 nucleotides long. RefSeq lists its product as uncharacterized. Gene Ontology annotation, cellular component: cytoplasmic vesicle; membrane. Gene Ontology annotation, biological process: neuron migration. NCBI's taxonomy places the organism in Eukaryota, Metazoa, Cnidaria, Anthozoa, Scleractinia, Pocilloporidae. The record is from RefSeq and is a predicted model, not a curated record.
UGGAGUGCUUGUACCAUGAUUGAUUAAUUUAUCUCAGCUGUGGCCAUAAGGAUUUGUAAAAGUUUUGGUGGCGGGGAGCGAUAACACAUUGAUUUGCAUCCAUGGUAAAUUGGAAAGUCCCGUCUUGUCGAAUGGUCGAUUUUCAAUGUGCAUAAGAGUGGGGAAUUCUGGAGAUGUCCGGAGCGUUAGAAUCUCGCGUAUCAAACGCAUCUGGUUUAUCAUCUUGUCAGUCGGCCUGUUACAAGGCCCUUCGCAAGCUUUCUUCAACGAUUCGUUUCAGUCGUCUUCUCCACUUUCAACGAAUCUGACUGAUCCCGGAAAAGAUGGAAUCCACCUUCUCAAUGCACCAUCAUCCUCAGAAAAACAAGACCUUAAAAAUAAACGUCGUUUGGGUGUUUCUUCCGCAAAAGAAAUCAGAAGGCGUUCGACGAGAGCCAAAGCCCCAGGCGUGUCUAAUAAAAUACCGCUCGAAAGAGCAAACUUUUCUGAUGUCACGUUGACUAUUAAAGCGCAGCGGAUUCCUUCACAAAAUGUUACCCAUUUUUCUAACAAUGUCACUCAUUUUUAUGAUUUAACGCGUUCUUUAAAUGAUAUAAACAAGCUUAGAAGUGCCUUACAAACCUCUCGUGGUAAUUCUAGUCCCAAAAAACGAGCUUCUACUAGGAAAAGAUCUAGGAAAGGUGGCAAAAGAAGAGCUGAGAGAGAUCUGAAACUAUCGUUAAAUAAACCAGAUCGGUCAAAGCUUCAGACACAUUAUGAACGAGAGAGUAAAAGCGACAUAGCUAAAACACACUUCAAUUCAAGCGAAAAGAAAAGGAGAAAAUACUCUUCCAAGGUUACCAGCGGUCAGCAUCAUCGUACACGUUUAAAGCAUCAGGAAAGAAGCUUAGGGAGAUUUAAGCGUAACAUUGUCUUUUCUGAUAGGGAUGAACUUAAACAAAAACGUUUUAUGAUGAAGAGACGGUCUUUGCAGCAUCUUCCUUUUCGUCUUGGUGGUGAACGAGUCUUACUGAGAUUCAAACGAAAGUCGAUUUUGGGACAGGACGAUGUCGAGGCACAGUCCAGCGACUUGAAAGAACACAAAGGGAAAAAAGGCCGGCAAACACCCCAACAGAAACAUGUUAAACCUCGAAGUGUGUUUCCAGGAAAAUCAUCCACAUUUCCCUUAAAUGGGGUCAUAAAGGGAGAGUUCCUGAAGGAAACAGAUUGGAGGGCACCAAGUGCGACAAUAAAUUCUUACAACAAGGUUCUUGUUGAUAGAAAUGUAAUUCCUCAUGCGACGUAUGAUCCAGUAGUAUACGGGGCAAAAAGUUCUUCUCUAUCACUGAAUCCGAACAAACUAUCCUCAGUUCCUAAGGAAUACAGUGCAGUUGAAAACCGGAGACAGAGCGUUUCUAACAUUAACAGAGCUCUUUAUCCGCUUGCAUCGACAGUGAGUUUUAUUCCAAAGAGUAAUCAAGCUAUGACUUUAAAAUCGGAGCUAAGGACACCACAAAUUGCUUCUCUCUGGCGCACAGUUUUGCAAAACGCCCCUGUACCUAGCCAAUCGAAUGUUCCACAACCAGUGAGAUAUGAAUACGGAGCUGGACAGCAACAGAGAAAUAGCUUACAGAACACCGAUGAUCAGAGUAAAAAGCAGUUUAUUCCCACUUCACAGCGUGCCCUCUACAAUUAUGGACAUCAAUUCAAUUAUCAGCCCCAGUUUAUAAAAUCUCAGAUAGCGCUUGCAGGUGGCAACCCACGAAUCACCUCCUUUUCUCAAAUGAGGCCAACCAAACCAUUGCCAUUCUUUCGGGAGGGGGCAAGAAUAAAUCCAGAAUGGCCCUUAUCUUCGCCUACGGCGAAUCUUAACAAUCUAUUAAAUUUUGAAAACGGUUUGUCACAGAGAUCACGCGUUCCGCAAGGGCUUGUCUUGUACUUGGAUUUAGAGAAUGUGCAAAACGGUAGAGCGACGUAUGCAUCUUUAAAUGGAGAUGUAACUGGCACGGACAAGCGAACAGAGAUCACAAAGUUUUUCGGAUCAUGUGGAAAAGUUGCAAGGCUUAACAACGGAAGCGAGAUACUUCUCAACGGCAAGCAGUUGAAGAUGAAACCCCGUCAAGCCGUAAGCAUUGCAGCAUGGAUAAAACUCGAUUCUAACAAGGGUUAUCACUCGAUAUUCGACACAGUAGGUGGCCAUUCUAUGCAUCAACAAGGACAAUAUCAUUUCGAAAUUCAAGAUGGCAGCGUUCGGUGGUUCCACAGGAAUGAAACUGGGAUCAAAAUCUUCAGCGUUGAAACAGAUCCAAUAAUUCCUGCAAAUGUUUGGAACCAUGUAGUCGGCACGUAUGACGCGCACACUGGUAUCGCUAAGAUUUUUGUCAAUGGAGGACUAAAAGCAGAGGCUGCCGGGAAGGGUCUACUGUCUCAAGACUGGGAUGCGCAUGCGGGAAUCGGAAAACACAAGAACCAAAGGUUUCUCCAGGGGGAGGUGGACGAGUUUAGGAUUUACAACAAGGCUUUGUCGCAGGAAGAAAUUGGAAAACUCAUGAAAGUAUGCAGUUUUGAAAGAGUAUGCGGCGGCCUUUUUAACAGUCCAAAAGGAAUUUUGGAAUCACCGGAAUGGCCUAGAAGCUAUAAAGGGAAAACCACUUGUGCAUGGCAUCUGUCUGUUGAUCCGAGGGAGACAAUCACGCUUAGUUUUAAACGCUUCAGUUUGGAUGAAGACGGGACGUGCAAAAAUGCCAAACUUAUUGUUAGAGACGGAAGUGGAGAAAAUUCGGAGGCACUCGGGGUUUACUGUGGAACCAAGCGGCCGACAGGGAUAACAUCGAGUGGGAAUCAUUUGUUUGUACAGUUUACCAGCACUGAGGGAGGGAAAGGGAAAGGUUUUCUCAUUUCUUACAACACAGAAACCGUCCACCAGACCAAGAAAACUGAAAGACCACCCACACCUACACAAGCUGACGACUCGCAGAGAUGCGCCGUAACAAGACCCGAAUAUAAUGUUACACUGAUUGGCGGCAUCAAAUCCGGGAUCUUCUCUGAGGCAAAGCACGUGCACGACAUGGACUUGUGCACGAAACAUUGUUGUUUACGAAAGUCGUGCGACUUGGCUUUCAUGAUCCGGGACUCGUGCUAUUUGGUGCGAUGUACCAAUCAGAGUUUAUGUAAGACCAAACGGGCGCGACCUUCAAAUAUGAACCCCAGUAUCACUUUUGUCUCACACUUGCAGUCGGUGACACCCGAGCCAGAACUGCCUGUAGAUGGAAGCGCUUACAACAAGGCUAUCACCUCAAGUAUAUCCAAACCAACAACAUUACCCGCUAAGGACCAACCGAUUUGUCACCACACGGCUGUGAGCUACAACGUUACUCUGGUCGGCGGGAUCAACGCAGGAAAAUUCAGCACGUAUGGUCGAGCCCGCAAUAUGGAUGAGUGCAUACGUCAUUGUUGCCGUGACGACAAGUGCGACGUGUCGUUUAUGAUCCAGGGAAAUUGUUACGCAGUUGAAUGUGCGGAUGCGGAGGGGUGUCAGGUGAAGCGAGCAAAACCUUCCUCUUAUAACCCUACUGUGGCAUACGUGUACCGUGGCAAUGAAAGACCGAUAGGGGAUCCUUUACCAGGUGCUGAAAAGCCAAACUCAGACGCUUGUGAUAAGUUGUCCGUCAGUAACACCAUAUUCAACGUGACUCUUCGUGGGGGAAUCAAGUCAGGGAACUUCACUGACAAAGGCGUGGUCAAGCACAUGGACGAAUGUUCAGCCUAUUGCUGUGCAGACGGACAAUGCAACGUGGCUUUUCUAAUCCGGGACAACUGUUUCUUAGUAUCGUGUAAAGAUUAUGAGUCGUGCCAAAUAAAACCAGCGCUUUCUGAAUAUUAUCACCCAAGACUGGCUUACGUGAAUUGGAGUCCGCCCGAUGACGAAAUUCCAGCCAACAGGUGGUAUGCGUCUUUAGGUUGCUGGAAAGAUACGGAAUCGUUUGCAGUUUCCCCUUUGGAAGGCGCAGAUCCUCUGCUAACAGAGCCUUAUCUCACACGACAGAAGCCAAUCGACACAUGCGCACAAGUAGCAAGAAAGCACGACUUCAAAGUUUUUGCCAUCCAGAAUGGCGGAGCCUGCCUAAGCGGACCGAAAGCGGGAAGAACGUUUAACCAGUUUGGCGAAUCAUCAUCUUGUAAGGCAGGAAAGGGAGGCUUGUUCGCCAAUGAUGUCUACCGACUGACAGAUAUUGGUUACAUCUCGCUCGGUUGCUGGAACGACUCCGGUAUCCAUGCCCUGCCUGUAAUGGAGCACUCAGAUGAAAAAUUAGACGAUUUUUACAAAUCACGCCUCGAUCCACUGCGUAAGUGCGGAGAGGUGGCGCGAAAGCGAGGCUAUCCUGUGUUCGCCCUUCAGCGAGGAGGAAUGUGCUUUGGUGGACCCCGCGCUGAAAUUGACUAUAAAAUGUAUGGAAUAUCAAGGAGAUGCCGCGAUGGACUGGGUGGGACUUAUGCCAAUAGCGUAUAUAGACUAAUAGAUAACUUGGAAGUGGAGCCAACAGAAAGCACAAACAACUUCACUUCUCCUUCUGGUGCCACGGGAAGCUCAACCUCCAGCACAGCGACCACGGGAAGCUCUUCAAGCCCGUCAUCCACUAAUUUCACCCCAACCACGUUUAGUGGAACACAAAGAUCACCCACCACUUCGCCGUCGCCAACACCUGAAAUCCAAGAAAACUACCUUACUCUUCAAAACGGCUUGCCACACAAGAACACCUAUACAGCAGGUGAAAUUCUAUACAAUGUAACGCUGAAGUAUGGCAUUAAAACAGGAAAGUUUAGCGACAAAGGGAAAGUCGGGAACAUGUCCGAAUGCGUGCGCGCUUGUGGAAGAAUGGAAACUUGUAGUCUAGCAUUUAUGCUUGGGAAGCAAUGCUUCGCCGUGGCGUGUUAUAGUGAUGCUCUCUGUCUCACAAAACCUGCGUUUUCACCGUUUUACAAGCCACAGAUAGCGUUUGUGAAACACACAAAGGAGAUUGUCUCAGCCAACAAACCCAAACCUUCAGAUGUUUCUCAAUGCCGCGCAAGCGCAGUUCACAAUGACGUCACACUGGUUGGUGGGAUAAAUGCAGGAAAGUUUACUGAUCUUGGUAACGCUGACAACAUGAGUCUUUGCACACAGCGGUGCUGCAUGAAAAGCGCUUGCGAUGUAGCGUUCAUGCUCGAAAACGAAUGCUACGGUGUGAGCUGCUUGAAUGAAUCACUGUGCGAGUCACGUCCCGCAAGAAAUCCCGCAAGGUACAACCCGCGAAUUGCUUAUGUGUAUCACGACACAAAGAAAGAUAAAGCGUCACCUCAACAGAAGAACGUAUGCUGGGACGGUGAAAUUUUGUCCAAUUACACUUUGGUCGGGGGCAUCAAUGCAGGGACAUUUAGUGAUAACGGGAAGACCACUAACAUGGACAUAUGCAUGCAGUUCUGUUGCAAGCGUGACACUUGUGAUUUGGCAUUUAUGAUUGAGGACGAUUGUUAUUCAGUUUCGUGUAACAGUAAUGGGGCUUGUGAGCCGAGAAAGGCCCGACCUACUCAUUAUCUUCCUCGCAUUGCCAUAAGGAAGAAACCUCAAGGAAAUUAUAACGUCAAAGGUGUUUUUACCGACAUGACAUCAACGCCAGGCACCACAACUCCGCUGACAUCAUCGGUGUCACAAUCUUCGUCCCCGACGCCGGCCACCUCUCCUUCUCCCACUCUAUCAACAAUUUCAGAAGUUCACCAAGCUGAUUCAACUACAAACCCAACUGUCAAAGUGGCGCAUUCGUGUGACGCCACACCCAUCGAGUACAACGUCACCCUUAAGAUGGGACUCCACUCUGGAGUCUUUCAAAAAGUUGGUCGAGUAGACUCCAUGGACGACUGCAUAGAGAUGAGCUGUAAAGAACCACGGAGUGACGUUGCCUUCAUGUUAGGCAGCAUGUGUUAUGCCGUGCACUGUUACAGCGCGGAUCUUUGCAAGACUGUCCCUAUCUUUGGAUCAAGUAUUUCUCGACUUAACUUGAAUCCUGCAAUCUCGUUUCUCAAAAAGAACUCGCAGUUUGGUAUAAGCUCUCUUGUGACAACGAACAACAACAUAGCUCAAGACAAAUGUCGCGACAGCACCAUCACCUACAACGUGACUUUACGAGGCGGGAUUGACGCAGGAAAUUUUACCGAGAGGUCUGGAGUGCUGUCGAUGCGAGACUGUAUCGGCAAAUGCUGUGACGACACGUCAUGUGACCUCGCUUUCAUGUUCGGAGAUCACUGUUACUCUGUAGAGUGUCAGAGUGAAAAGCUAUGUCAAGCUGUGUUGGCCAAACCGUCUCACCUUGAACCAAAAGUGUCCUAUGUUUCAAGGGGAUUUUAUAAUGAUAAAGACAAAGGGACAAUGUUCUCCGCUAGCGACCAGACGCCGACAUGUCGGGCAGAUCAAAAGUCUCAGUCCAAGAUAUUCAGUAAUAAGACUUUAGUUGGAGGAUUAGAAGCGGGAAGGUUCAGUUUUGAGGGAGUCGUCAGUGAUAUGCAUAUGUGUAUGGAUCGAUGCUGUGCACAGCAGGGUUGUAAUGUCGCUUACAUGGUUGACAAGAACUGCUUCUCUGUAGCCUGUUAUUCACCCUCGUUGUGUAAAAUAAGCGAUACGUCUUCAACGAAUGGCGACGUAGAGAUCUCCACUAUAUUUGAGAGCACCGCUGAAAGACCAGUUGAAAAACACUCCAUGGUGGUUUAUGUGAUAAUUGGUGUGGUCGGAUUCGCAGCAGGUGCUGGAGGGAUUUUAUGGGCCGUCUGCAUGUUUAUUCGACGGCACCGUUUACGAUCAAGGCACAGACAGGAUACGCAGUAGUUUUCGAUGGGAAAGGAAAUAUUGCACUUUGACGAGGCCUAGCAGUAAACAGGCUGAAAGUUGUCUGCUUUUCAAACGAUCGGAAUUUGGUAAUUUAGCAUAGUUGUAUUUUAACUUCUUUUUGAAUUCAGCUUUCAAUCAAAUUCAGCCUGUUCAUUAGGGCUCUGGCACGCCUAUAGAGCUGCAAGACAUCUAAACAGACUACAGAAAUUUUCCUCCUAACAAGACGUCAUCAUAUUUAAUCCGAACGAAUGAGGACAUUCCUUUUUGAAACGGCCGAAGAAAGGCAACUCGUUCGAAGGCCCUCCUCUGGUCUACUUAAGCGAUGCUAAGAUUAUGAAUGUUUCUUAGUUCGUUAUUUUCAAGUCAUUGUUUAAGUGUUAGCAUUAAACCACUUUUUUUGUAUUUAUCCAGUUCAACACGCGUCCUUUAAAAGAGCCACAUAGCAGUACUUAGCCCAUCGCACAUCGUAGUUAGAGAUGAUCAGUGUAGUUUUCAUACCAAAGCAGACAAUGCACUUCUUAGGUAACUGAAGUACAGACGUUUGUGAGAUGAGCGCUCCUUUUCCCAGCGCUUACACAGUUCAGAUUUCUUCCGUGUGCAAUCUUAAGUUUAAAAUCCAGCAACGACUACUUACCAGUUUUUCAGUUGAUAUCGAAGCACGCCAAAAGUAAUUUCAUUCUAUUUCCUGUUGCGGCUAGCGUCUCGAGAGCGUCUCUGCUUUGUUAUGGGAGUUGAAUCAUGUAACUUUUUCUCAUGAGGAGAAGCAACCACUUGCAUAAUGUUAGCUUAUGUUGUAGAUGUUUUAAUUCGAAUUUAUUUCUUGGUUGUACAAGAUUUAGAGCAAGGUAUCUGUUGUUGUUUUUUGAUUUGGAAAACUGAAGUGUAGUAACUUUUAAAAUGUUACAGCACCAAAAGCGAAAGAAAUGCGAGAACCUCUAUAUUGCCGUUUUUUUCUUCCUUUGUCUUUCUGUCGUGUUAACAGAUAGCUUUUCGUAGUCGAUGAUUGCUCGGCCACGAAGUUGACCGAAGGCUCUGGAAGACGUAUACAAGAUAAUGCUUUGUUAUG